This is a messenger RNA of Fomitiporia mediterranea MF3/22, 636 nucleotides long. RefSeq lists its product as uncharacterized. The transcript is spliced from 2 exons. The record is from RefSeq and is a predicted model, not a curated record. Bases 93 to 515 code for a protein of 140 amino acids. NCBI's taxonomy places the organism in Eukaryota, Fungi, Basidiomycota, Agaricomycetes, Hymenochaetales, Hymenochaetaceae.
AUCUCCGUCCUCAAUCACUCAACCAUAUCUCUUUCACAUUUACUUGUCAAAUUAGAACUCUUCAUCGUACAACAUCUAAAGCUCAUAAUAAUAUGUCUGCACCUAACCCGCUUCCCUCAUACAUCUACAAAAUCCUCCCAAACACUCCAACCUACCAAGGCACACCACAACCCAUCCCUUCAUCCUGGGUCUUCCCCAAACCCCAGCUCGACCUCACGAGCGGAUACGUCCAUCUCUCUCCCCGUAACCAGCUUCCCACCACGCUCAAUCGAUUCUUCAACUCUGACGCGGAUAAAACGGACCAGUUGCUGAAGGUAGAUUACAAGAAGCUGAGCACCUGGAAGAAGGUCAAUUGGGAGAGGACAAGCAGUGGGGACGUAUUCCCGCACUUGUAUGCCGAUUUGGAGGGAGAGUAUGUUGUUGGAUUGAAAGUUAUUGAGAGAGAAAAUGAAGAAAAGGGAGGUUGGGAGGGCACACUGGGGAAGCUAGAGGAGGAGGGAUGGUUGGAGGAUUGAUAAGAGAGAUUCAAAUAGUUCUCAGAUACUAUGACUUACAUCUGCAUUCAAAGCAACAAUAAGACAAAGAAGCAGUCCUGUACAGUAAAUAUUACGUUCAUUUAGUAAUGAAGAAAGUGAU